GCCUUCGCUCAGGUCUUCGUUCAGGUCAUUAUUUAGGUCUUCACUUAGGUCUUCAUUCAGGUCAUCAUUUAGGUCUUCGAUCAGGUCUUCGAUUAGGUUUUUAUUUAGGUCUUCACUCAGUUUUUCAUUUAGGUUAUCACACAGAUCAUUGUUCGGGUUAUUUUUCUGAUUCUUGUUCAGGCUAG
Molecule: messenger RNA, 185 nt
Organism: Scutellospora calospora
Lineage: Eukaryota; Fungi; Glomeromycota; Glomeromycetes; Diversisporales; Gigasporaceae
Source: the annotation of a GenBank genome assembly